AUGCAGAGCAAUACAGUGCAGGACGCUGUGCAGGAGAAGUCACUCUCGGAUCCUGAGACAUUCUGGUCUCAUCAUGCCGACCAACUCCACUGGCACAAGAAGUAUUCUACCGUCUUGAGGAAAGGCAGGAAAUGCCUCUCCAACAAUGUUAGUCAUGAGCACUGGAGCUGGUUUCCAGAUGGAGAAAUAUCGACUACCUACAACUGCAUUGAUAGACAUGUCAAGGCCGGUAAUGGUGAUUCGGUGGCAAUCAUCUGGGACUCGCCUGUCAGCCAAUCAAAGCAGAAAGUCACCUACAGUCAACUUCUGGAAGAGGUGGAGACACUCGCGGGUAUCAUGAGGGAAGAAGGAGUGAAGAAAGGCGAUGUGGUGCUAAUAUACAUGCCUAUGAUUCCUGCAGCGCUGUUCGCAAUCCUUGCAACCGUGCGACUUGGUGCCCUGCAUGCAGUUGUGUUCGGUGGGUUUGCUCCGACAUCCCUGGCACAACGCAUUGAAGCAGCCAGGCCGAAGAUUAUCAUGACCGCUUCAUGCGCUAUUGAAGGCGCCAAAGGUCCGUUAGAUUACCGGCCUUUUGUAGAAGGUGGAAUAGAGAAGAGCUCGUGGAAGCCAGAGAAGACCAUCAUAUGGCAGCGAGACCAGAGAAGGUGGAAUCCCGUAUUGAAAGAGAAGGGACAGCGAAACUGGCAGCGUUUGGUCAAAAGUGCCAAGAACAGAGGUUUGAAGGCUGAGGCUGUCCCCGUGAAAGGUAACGAAGGUCUGUAUAUAAUCUAUACAAGUGGGACAACAGGUCUUCCAAAGGGCGUCCUCCGUGAAGCAGCAGGCCAUGCCGUUGGAUUGAAUCUCUCCAUCAAGUAUCUGUUUGACGUCAAAGGCCCGGGAGACGUAAUGUUCUGCGCCUCGGAUAUUGGUUGGGUUGUGGGGCACUCUUACAUCGUCUACGCCCCUCUACUAGCAGGAGCCACGACGGUUCUGUUCGAAGGAAAGCCCAUUGGUACACCUGAUGCCGGAGCUUUCUUCAGGAUAGCAGAGGAACACAAGGUUACGACUCUCUUCACUGCUCCAACAGCACUUCGAGCCAUCCGCAAAGAAGACCCAGAAAACAAGUUCUUCCAAGAAAUCGGCAAACGAGGAGGACUUAAGCAUUGGAGAGCCCUGUUUCUGGCAGGCGAGAGAAGCGAACCCAGCAUCGUAUCGACCUUUCAGAAACUUCUUGAUGAAUAUGCCGCGCCAGAUGCCAGGGUCAUUGACAACUGGUGGUCUUCUGAAUCUGGCUCCCCUAUUACGGGUAUUGCACUGAGUCCUGCGGUUGGCCACGAUCAUUGGAGCACAGAAAAACACAAACCACUACAAAUCAAACCAGGAUCAGCUGGAAAGCCAAUGCCUGGAUUUGACGUAAGAAUCGUGGAUGAUGAGGGCAAGGAAGUGAAUCCAGGUAACAUGGGCAACAUUGUACUGGCUAUGCCUCUUGCUCCAUCAGGGUUUACAACGUUGUUCAACGAUGAGGUGAGAUUCUACAAGGGCUACUUAAAACGUUUCAACGGUAAAUGGAUUGAUACUGGAGAUGCUGGGAUGAUCGGAGAUGAUGGUUAUGUACACGUUAUGUCUCGAUCCGACGACAUCAUUAACGUGGCUGCUCAUCGUUUCAGCACCGGCUCCAUCGAACAAGCAAUUCUAUCCCAUCCAGACAUUGCCGAAGCCUGCGUGGUUGGCAUUCCAGAUGAGAUGAAAGGCCAUCUUCCAUUCGCAUUCGUAUCUCCAUCAUCCGCUUCGACUGGUAAGCUACCGGCACAUCCACCGCCAGAGCUCUUUCAAGCAGUCAACAAACUUGUUCGAGAACAGAUCGGCUCCAUCGCAAGUCUUGGCGGCAUGAUUCAAGGCCGAGGAAUGAUACCCAAGACCAGAUCUGGCAAGACGCUGCGGAGAGUGUUGCGCGAAUUGGUCGAGAAUGGCACAAAGGGUGAGUAUAAUAGAGAGAUCAACGUGCCUGCAACAGUGGAAGAUAAAGACGUAGUUGAAGUUGCAAGAAGACUGAUCAAGGAGUACUUUGAGAAGAAGAAAUCCAUGCAGGACGUGCCGAAAUCGAAGUUGUGA
Messenger RNA from Endocarpon pusillum Z07020, 2091 nucleotides. RefSeq lists its product as uncharacterized. NCBI's taxonomy places the organism in Eukaryota, Fungi, Ascomycota, Eurotiomycetes, Verrucariales, Verrucariaceae. The transcript is spliced from 2 exons. The coding region runs from base 1 to 2091 and encodes 696 amino acids. The record is from RefSeq and is a predicted model, not a curated record.